UACACAAUUAUUACACCACACAGGUAAAAAACUAAACCAGUAGUCUUUGAAUUUUGAAGGGGGUUCUUCAAUCAUCCUCAAGGUUUAUUCUCAUAAAUGGAUUAGAGGAGACAACACAAUGACCCAAUCUGAAGAAAAUGCCCAUGAAAAAUUCACUCUUAAAUACUAUGUCCGGGAUGCUGUUCGUAAUACUCCUCAGAAAGAGUUUAUUUGGUGUUUAAAUUUUGCAACUGAAGCUCAUAAGGAGCAGAAGAGGAAGGAUUUAGAGAAGACACCUUACAUCAAUCACCCAAUAGGUGUGGCUUAUAUAUUAGCUGAAGAGGCAGGGUUGUCCAAUGUUGAUUUGCUACAAGGCUGUUUACUACAUGACACUGUGGAAGACACUGAACUCACAAGCGAGGUCAUCAGAGCUAAGUUAGGAGACUUUAUAGGAAACCUCGUUGACGAAGUCACAGAUGAUAAAUCUCUGCCCAAACAGAAGCGCAAAGAUCUACAGGUAGUUCAUGCUCGGUCAACAAGCCCUGCAGGGAAGCUGGUGAAGAUGGCAGACAAGUUGUACAAUCUGAGGGACCUGGAGAGACAACUGCCUGAAGGUUGGUCAGAGCAGAGGAGAAGUGAAUACUUUGAGUGGGCGUUCCAAGUCUGUGAAGGCUUGAGAGGAAUCAGUCCCAAGCUGGAAGAACAACUGGAUGUAAUUUUUGUUAAAAGAGGAUUGAUCACAAAACGGGAGCAGAGUGAAAGUAAAUUUUCUCCACCUUGGCCGAACCAUGAUGAAUUAAAACCUUUGCUAGCUGCAGCUAAUUUUGCUGCCAUUAAACAUAGACAACAUUUCAUGUUUGAUGAUAGCAGCAAUGUUCCGUACAUCAAUCAUCUUGUUUCCACAACAUUUCACGUCUCACAAGAUGCAGAUGUGGAAGAAACGUCCGUUUUGUGUGCAGCACUGCUUAAAGAUGUGGUGGGGAAAGGUACCACAUCAUUUGAAGAGGUUAAGGAACAGUUUGGGGAAGAGGUUGAGUCAUUUGUCAAGGAAUUGACUUAUAACCACUCACUCCCGGUCAAUGAACAAAUCAAACUGCAGAUAGAUCGAGCUCCUACUCUGUCUCACCACGCUAAAGUGGUAGUGUUGGCAGCAAUGGUGGAUGCUUGUCGUCGCCUUGAGGUUUGCCAGCCUGAAACCAUGACGGAGACGGAGAGAGAAGAAUACUUCCGUCUCUCUCAGCGGCUGAGUGAAGUGAUAAGUGGCACAGACUCUGUCCUAGAGGAAGACCUACAACUCAUAUGGGUUGGGCAAGGGUUAAAAGAAUUUCCAAUGAAGUCCAAUGAAGAACCUCGAGAUUUGGGAAAAAACUCGAUAUUUGGGAAGAAUAAAAACAGUUUUCUCUGAAGAUUUUUACCAUUGACAUAAUAACAACUGGAUCACGCUCUGUCCAUUAGUGCUGUAGUCUGAUUUUCGAGCAUGUGCGCUGCAGGAGAGUAGGUGUGGGCGCUGGAAGGGCUACAUACAAACAAUGACAGGUUUUUAGUGUGGUUAGUUUAAUGAUACAUUAUAGACAAUAGACAAUAGACAAUUAAUCUUUAUUUACACAUUCAUUAAGAAUAGUAGUAGCGUCAAUUUACAAUUUUUUCUAAAUGUGUGGUUGAGGUGUUGUUUACUCAAAGACCUGUUGAUGGUAUUCUUCUAAGGAAUAGAAAGGUCGAUUAAUGAGCCAUUGAUGCAAAGCUGGUUUGAGGUCAUCUUCUGACCUGCUUCUUAGAUCUGGAGGUAGCCUGUUGUAGAUUUUCAUUCCUGCGUAUGAAGGUUUCUUUUCAAACUGUGCCGUGCGAUGUUGUGGAAGGUUGUACUGCAUGGUGUUUCUCAGGUUGUGUUGGUGCAUUUCGCCACGCCUUGUAGGGUUAUUUCUUACUGCAAAUAACACAACUUCCUGGAUGUAGAGUGCUACAAGGGUAAGUACUUUGAGUGACCUGAAUGCGUCCCUGCAGCUGUCUAGUCUGUGGAGUCCUGCAGUUAUUCUGACUGCCUUUUUUUGUUUUCUGAGAACUCUUUGCAUGUUAAGUGGCAGAGGUUCCACCCCAUGCUACAAGUCCAUAUCUCAUAUGCUACUCGAAAAGUGCAAAGUAUGCUACUUUUGUUGUCAUGUCAUCUGUUGCAUUUUUUAUAUGUUUAAGAGCAUAGAUGGUUGAACUUAAUUUUUUACAUAUAUUGUCCACAUGAGGGGUCCAGGUUAAAUUCUUGUCGAGUGUGAUGCCCAAUAACUUAGCUUCAUCUUCCACUUCUACAUCUGGGAGUCGAGGCACUUCUUGAGAUUUACGGCCAAAAGCUAUUUGAGUUGUUUUAGACGUGUUUACUGCGAGAUCAUUGUUAUAGCAGUAUUGGUAGGCCAUACUGAGUGACACAUAGGAUUUUACUUCUAGAUUUUCAGCUAGUGGUUCAUUAAACACUAAGGUUGUGUCAUCAGCAUACAUAAGAGUAAGGCAGGCGUCUCCUAUUUGUUGCGGCAAAUCGUUGGUUAAAAGAAUAAACAGUACCGGACCCAUAACUGACCCUUGGGGAACUCCUCGAUUUAUUAGUUGAAAAUUUGAUCUUGUUUUUCUUAUUAGGCUGUUAUCUCUGUGCCUUAGUUCUACAAACUGACUCCUGUCUGUAAGGUAGCUUUGAAACCAUUCUAUUACUAUCCCUGAUACCCCCAGGGAAUCCAGCUUUUUAAUGAUUAGCUGGUGGUCAAGGCAGUCAAAUGCCUUACUGAAAUCAAGAAAGAUUCCUGUUGUUAGAUUUCCUUCAUCUAGGCUGUCAAUCAGGGACUCAACCAUCUGAAUUAUUGCUGUUGUUGUGGAUUUCCCUUUUGUAAAUCCAUGUUGCAGGUUGUUUAGUAGGUUGUGAUUUGUGCAGUGGUCUAAAAGUCUUUUUAAAACAACUUUUUCGUAUAUUUUGGAGAAGGUGGAAACGAGGGAAAUUGGUCUGUAGUUGCUUGCUUCUAAUGUGCUACCUUUUUUAAAUUUCGGGUAUACUUUAGUUAUUUUAAGUAGUGAAGGAAAGAUGCCUUGUUUUAGGGACUUAUUUAUCAAAUCAGCCAAUGGUAGUGCUAGUUCAUUGCAGCAAUGCUUAAGUAUUUUUGACGAGAUUUCAUCAAUUCCAGACGAGUUUUUUGCUUUAAGUUUGUUUAUAAUCAUUUUAACUUCCUUCUCGUCUGUGCUUUGAAAGGAGGAAAACGGUGGACCUGUUUGAGUUACGUCAGGAGAUUGAGCUGUGUUCUUUAGGUGUUUUUGUUUCUCUACUGCUUUUUCUCCUACUUGUGUAAAAAAUGUAUUCAAAUGCUCUGCAACAUGGGUCACAUUACUUAUGAGUUGGCCAUCUACUUGAAGGGUUAUUUCAUUUAGGGAUGUUUCCUUUUUGGACCACACUGUGUUUAUUGUUUCCCAGAUAGCUUUAGAUUUAUUUUCAGCUUUCAUCAACUGGUCAGAGUUAACCUUUUUCCGCAUCGUUUUCAAGUACAGGUCAUAGUUCUUUUUAUUUUCAAUAGAAACCCUUCUGUCAUCUGGAUUUCCCGUCACCUCAAACUUUCUUAGAGCUUUAAGAAAUUCGGCUUUAAGUCUCACUGCUUCUGGGUCCAUAGAGAAUUUUAGUUUAUGUUUUCUUUGUGUUUUUAUCUUCUUUUGGGGGCAGGCUGCAUCCAUAGCUACUCUCACUAUGUUACUAAAAGUUUUAAAAGCUUCUUCGGCAUUGUUUAUUGAGGUAACACGAAGCCAGUUUUCUUGACUGAGAAGAUACUUGAGGUCUUGCAGGUUUUUAUUUUUUAGGCAGCGUCCAAUUUGGGCUGGAUAACUUGAGUUGAUGUGUGAGUUGAAGUUUACAGUGCAGAGUUGAGCAGUAUGAUCCGAAAGUCCUGCAUUGAUGAUUUCUGGAGUGAGUUGGUUUGUGUCCAUAUUUGUACAUAUCCAGUCAAUGGAGGUUUGUGUUAGAUUUGUUAUUCUCGUAGGUGGAAGCUGUAGUCUCUGGAUGUUAAUUAUGUAAUUGGAUGGUUUUAAAAUUGCCUUUGUUGUAAAUGAUUACUCUAAUUCAAAUUUCUUUUAAAAAUUCUAAAAAAGCCUUAGGUACCUUAAUGUUGUUAAUGUUCAAUCAGUAACAUUUGAUGGAGCUAGCACAAAUGUUUUGCAAUGAAACAUUUUGGCUGCCAUUUCCCAAAUAAGCCUUGUUUUAAGGUUGAUGGUAUCGAACAUGAUAUUUGUGUAAUUACGGACCCUCCUCGUGUGCUUAAGCUUUGCCACAAUUCUCUAGCGGAUAUGAGAGUAAUAGUGUUGGGCCCAUUUCAUUAAAACAUUUCUAAAAUCUCAACGAGUUGCACAAAAAUUAAGGGUUACAAGUAUGUAAUACAUUGAGUGACAAGCAUGUAUUUGAUAUGAAUAGGAAAAUGACUGUAAAGAUCGCAGCUCAAACAUUUAGUACCAAUGAAGCUGAUGUGUUGCAAUAUUUUUAUUCCAAACAACACCCACUAUUACUUAAUUGUUUAUCCACGUUAACAUUUGUUGGGACAAAUGAAAGACUUUUUGACAAUAUGAAUAGCUGAGAUCCUUUUGUAAAGGUUUCAAAGGUCACAUUAAGCUGAAGGUUAUUUGUCACAAUAAAAAAUCGAAGGCAACCAUUGACAGAACAGGAUAGGAAAACAAUUGCUUUAGGGUUACUGUAAAACAUUAAUAGUCGGCUAAUCAAAUUUUAAGGGAUAGGCUAUCGUCUUUAAUAGUUUUACUUAUGAUAUCUACUUAAACUUAAAAUAAUUAUUGAUUCAGAACAUACCUUCAGUAGGCAUCUGUUAAUAUGAGUUGUAAGUGUAAAAUCAUAUUUUUAAUCUCGUUAUCAACUAAAACCAACUACUUUUUAGUCAGGAUCAACUAUUGGAGCCAAUAGUCUAGGAGAGCUGAGUCUAGUUUUGAACCAUCAAACAGCUACAGACAUUACUCACAAUCAACCCGAUUGUUGGAUAAGCAUGGUUACCCCUCAGUAACUUAGCUUGAUGUGUUUACUAUAUGUAAAAGUCAACGGUAAUACUAAAGAUUCAACCAAAACUUAUCUUUGGGACUCAGACUUUGUCACUAAACCCACAGUGUUGGUCAUCUUAAGUGCUCACUACUUGAAGAUUCUGUAAACUUAUAAACUUGGUAAAUAGAAUAAAAAUGCAAAAUUAAUCAAAACAUGUAUUUUCU
Messenger RNA from Macrosteles quadrilineatus (aster leafhopper), 5196 nucleotides. RefSeq lists its product as uncharacterized. Bases 119 to 1384 code for a protein of 421 amino acids. The record is from RefSeq and is a predicted model, not a curated record. Gene Ontology annotation, molecular function: guanosine-3',5'-bis(diphosphate) 3'-diphosphatase activity. The transcript has 8 exons. NCBI's taxonomy places the organism in Eukaryota, Metazoa, Arthropoda, Insecta, Hemiptera, Cicadellidae.